Cylindrotheca closterium is the source of this 3462-nucleotide messenger RNA. The record is from the annotation of a GenBank genome assembly. NCBI's taxonomy places the organism in Eukaryota, Bacillariophyta, Bacillariophyceae, Bacillariales, Bacillariaceae.
AUGGCAAAAUACGCUUACGCGCCUCUCCAAAUUGACAAAAAGCGACAAACUGGAAGCAGUGGCAACAAUCUCAGUGGCAUGAUGACUAAUUCUAAUAGCAAUACUGGCAGCAGCCACGCACGCCAAGGUGAUGAUAAUAAAGAUGGCAACGAUCAACUCGUGCAGGAACGCAUGCCCAUGUGUGUGGCCAUUUGUGUCUUGCUUGCCAUUGUGUUUGUCUUGUCCAAGGGAAGUGGCGAUAUUGAUUUGCAACCACAAGAACAAUUGCAGCAGCAACAUUCCUUGAGAGCCAUGGAUAGUGCUUCCACUACUACUACUAGUAGUAGUGCUGUCAGUGGUGAUACAACCACUCCGCAAUUUGGUACCACUACUACCACUCAUCAUACCGAAGUGUAUCCCAAACCAAGCAUGGUACAACCAGUAGAAACUAAUGCUGCUGCCACUACUGCCAAUGCCAAUGUGAAUAUGAACAUGGUCCCAGAAGCCGCUCCCGAGAGUCUUGCAGCCGUCGCAUCCGCAUCGUGCCCCGAAUGCCCCAAGUGUCCCGAACCAAGUACUACUACUACUACUUCUUCUUCGACUACCAGUAUCGAUGAUCCCAAUGAAUUAAUGGGCAAACUCCGUCAAGAUGCCUUGGAUUCGACACCACCACACAUUAUCGAAUGUUCCUCCGCCAAAGCUGGCGAAUCGCAAGAUGCCUGUCAUUUGCCCAAACAAGAACGGUACACGGCAUUGGGUCAAAAGGGUGCCACCCUGUGGAUGACGGGAUGUUCGGGGGCUGGCAAAACCACCAUUGCCACUGCCUUGGAAGAUUUGCUCGUCAAAAUACAUGGCAAACACGUGUAUCGAUUGGAUGGGGACAAUUUGCGAACUGGACUCAAUCGAGACUUGACCUUUACCGAAGCGGAUCGGGCCGAAAGUGUUCGACGUACCGGAGAAUUGUCCACCCUGUUUAGCGACGCCGGUGUCAUUACGUUGGUGGGUUUGAUUUCACCCUAUCGUGGGGAUCGGGAUUUGGUCCGCAAGCGACACGAAGAUCAAGGAAUUCCCUUUUAUGAGAUCUUUUUGGAUGUCCCCAUUGACGAAUUGAAAGCAAGAGAUCCAAAGGGACAAUAUGCCCGUGUCGAAUCGGGAGAAUUGAAGCACUUUACCUGCAUUGAUGAUCCUUACGAAGAACCAUUGGAUCCGGAAAUUACUUUGAAAACACACGAACUUAAAAUUGAAGAAUCGGCCAAGAUUUUGUUGCAACGCUUGGAAAAGGACGGUAUCUUAAUGGGACCACCCAAGGUGACACCACCCGGUUUGCCCAAUCCCGAUGGUGAUUUGAUUGUGGAUCUUCUCGUGAGUCCCACCGAGGCGCCUUCCAAACAAGCCGAAGCCGCCGCACUUCCCAAAGUAUUGCUGACGGACAUUGAUUUGAAUUGGUUGCAAACCAUCGCCGAAGGAUGGGCGGCACCGCUCACUGGAUUCAUGAGAGAAGGAAUCUUGCUCGAAACGCUUCAUUUCAAUUCGCUCCUCGUGGAUCCCUUCAACAUCACCGGCAAUGGUGACAAGCUGACGACGAAAACCAAAUUUGAGGAUUUCAAUGAAUUCCGGCCGAAUCACCGAGUCAGCAUGCCUAUUCCACUCACAUUGUCGCUCACGGAAUAUACCAAGGAAUCGAUUGAACAAUCUGGGAAGCAAGAUGUUGCUUUGGUGACACGAAUGGGCAAGACGAUUGCCAUUCUCCGCAAUGUCGAGAUUUAUGAAAAUCGAAAGGAAGAGAUUGUGACACGCAUGUUUGGGGUGAUUGAUAUGGGACAUCCCUACAUUCAAAAUAUCUAUAAUGGAGGUGACUACUUGAUUGGCGGUGAAAUCGAAUUGCUCGAACGAAUUGUCUACAAUGAUGGAUUGGAUCAAUGGCGCAAGACUACCACUGAAUUGCUCCAAGAGUUUGAUGACAAGGGUGCCGAUACCGUCUAUGCCUUUCAAACCAGAAAUCCUACUCAUGCGGGUCACGCAUACUUGAUGAAAUCGGCCGGAGAAGACUUGAAGCGUCAAGGGUAUGAAAAUCCAGUCUUGUGGUUGUCUCCGUUGGGUGGUUGGACCAAAUCGGACGAUGUUCCUUUGGAUGUUCGCGUCAAACAGCACGAAGAAGUCUUGAAAAUGGGAACCGACCAUCCAGGUGGUUUGGAUCCAGCUUCCACCGUCAUGGCCAUUUGGCCAGCUCCCAUGAUCUAUGCCGGACCAACCGAAGUCCAAUUCCAUGCCAAGUCCAGACGUUGUGCGGGCGCUUCCUACUUUGUGGUGGGUCGCGAUCCAGCUGGAAUGAAGGGAAGUAUGGAGGCCGUGGCACAUCAAGACGACGAUUUGUACGAUGGGAACCACGGACGAUAUGUCUUGCAAAACUCGCCCGGCAUUGAGAAUAUGAAAAUGUUGUCUUUUGUCAAGGUCAUGUACGAUGUUUCCGACAAUGUCAUGAAGAUUCCGGACGAAUCACGAAUGCAGGACUUUAUCAGCAUUUCGGGAACCAAGAUGCGAUUGCUCGCUCGAAAUGGGGCCGUUCCAUGCUCGCCUACGGACAUUCCAACCGACUUGGUGGAAGCCAACUGCAUUCCUUCCGGAUUUAUGGUUCCAGAUGGAUGGGAUUUGGUCGUCGAUUACUACAAGAACAUUCAAAAUACCACUCGAUGGAUCCCCUGGUCGCAACCACAUGUCGAGGCACCAGCUGCCGAAGGAACGGUCUCCACUGGAUCUUUCGGAUUUUCCACCUUUGCCAUGCAGAAUGCCGGUUCUGCCAGUUAUUGGCACGAUGUCGAGUACAUGCCAUCUGCCCACAAGAAUGAAAAGGGAAUCAUCAACAUGGUGACAGAAAUCCCAAUGUACGUGGCUGCCAAGAUGGAAGUCGACAAGAGCACUCCCGGCAAUCCAAUCAUUCAAGAUUCCAACAAGGAUGGGUCUCCUCGCUAUUACACAUACGGCACAACGUUCUUCAACUACGGACUUGCUCCUCAAACGUGGGAAGAUCCUGAUUUGAAGACAGGCGGUUUUGGUGGUGACAAUGACCCGAUCGAUGUUAUGGAACUUGGAAGCACUCCAUUGAAGAUGGGAAGUGUGACACCUUGCCGUGUCUUGGGAUCCUUGGAAUUGAUCGAUGAAGGUGAAAUGGAUCACAAGAUUCUGUGCAUUGCUCUAUCGGAUCCCGACUCAUCUCGGAUUCACAAUAUGGACGAUUUGGAAACCAUCAAGCCUGGAACCAUUGCCAAGAUUGUUCAUUGGUGGAAGUAUUACAAGACGAGCGAUGGCAAGGCUGUAAACUCCUUGGGUUCGGAAACGCCUCGAACAGUGGAUCAAGCGUUGCAAGUGUUGGAAGAAGUCCACCAAAGAUGGCGCAGUCUUUGUGGAUUGGAUGGUACCCGCCGCACCGCUUUGAGCAGUCACACUGAUGGAUUUUGGUUGGCCAGUCAAGGAUGUAGGAAAUAG